Molecule: messenger RNA, 1705 nt
Organism: Vicia villosa (hairy vetch)
Lineage: Eukaryota; Viridiplantae; Streptophyta; Magnoliopsida; Fabales; Fabaceae
Product: BAG family molecular chaperone regulator 2-like
Exons: 4
Coding region: 480-1289 (269 amino acids)
Biological process (GO): protein stabilization
Cellular component (GO): cytoplasm
Molecular function (GO): protein-folding chaperone binding; adenyl-nucleotide exchange factor activity
Source: RefSeq, a predicted model, not a curated record
AUUGAUAUUUUUGCAGUUGUAGAACACAUACUAAACAUAAAACAGAAAAACAAAAUAGCAUAAUUAUGAGUACUUUCUCUUGAUAUUAACUUCUUCAUCCUUUAAAUAAUUUUGAAAACAAUAGGACACAAUAAAUUUGACAAAGACUUUCUAGCCAUCCAAGUGAAAAGAAAACCUCCCUCAUAUGAUUUCACUAUCUUUUUCUUUCUUUCUUCUCUUCAUCUUCUGACUCAUGUACACUGUCCCUUUCUAUUCUCCUUUUUCUCUUUUUCUUAUUCUAUUAGUAUACAACUAUUUCUCAGCCUUGUGUUUUUUCAUUUUCACCGACAGCUGGUUUUCACCAACUUCUAAAUUAUACUAAUUUUACUCCUUUGGUCUUUUUGUUACACUUUCUGAAUAAAGAAUAAGCUUGUUCUUUUUUCUUCCCUGGUUUUCCUUCUUUCAAAGGAACCAACCAUUUCUUCCAAACAAAACUUGUAAUGCAGUCAAAGGUUAUUACCACAAGGUCAAUGAUGAACAACAUGUUUUCAAGAGACAAGAAAAGUGAUAUUAAUGGUCAUAGUCAUAGCAAUCCAAAUGUAGCUGAAUGGGAAUUAAGACCAGGAGGAAUGUUAGUACAAAAGCGUAAUUCGGAUGCGAAUAAAAGUUGUUCAUCAAUCAUCAAAGUCAAUGUGAAAUAUGGCUCAUCCUCUCACCAAAUUCAUAUCAGUUCUCAUGCAAGUUUUGGGCAAUUGAAGAAAAUGUUGACAGAAUCUACAGGGUUGCAUGUUGAGGACCAGAAGAUAAUUUUCAAGAAAAAAGUGAGAGAUUCAAAGUCAUAUCUUGAUGUUGAAAGAGUCAAAGAUGGAUCAAAGUUGGUUUUAAUGGAGGACAUUGAGAGUAGAGAAAGAAGAGUAUUAGAGAAACUAAAAAUUGCAAAGAAGGAAAAAACUUCAAAAUCCUUAAUUAAAAUUAACUUGGAGGUUGACAAACUAGCCAAAAAGGUUUCAGAUUUGGAGGAAAUUGCUUCUAAAGGUGGAGUUGUAGAAGAGUUAGAUGUAGAGAGUUUAACAGAAAAUUUGAUGAGAAUAUUAAUUACAUUGGAUGAAAUUUAUGGUGAAGGUGAACUGAAAUUGCAGAGAAAAGAACAGGUUAAGAGAGUUCAGAAGCACAUUGAGACUCUUGAUAUGCUAAAGAUUGCAAAGGAAAAUGAAGAUAACAAGGUGGAUUGUGGUGACAAGAAACAGCAACAACCUUUGAGUCAUUCUGAUUCAGUUGUUGUAACAACAAAAUGGGAAACAUUUGAUUAAGAAUGGAUUAAGUUGGUUUAGUUUGGAACAGUUAGUUAAUUAAUGUUUUCAAAGGUAGUUUAUGGAUGCUUAGAUAAGGUUAGUUCUGAGUAUUUAAUUCAAUGAAGAAAAUUUAUUAGAUUAAAUUGAACAUUAAACCGUGGUCUAUAUGUGUGAGUGGUUUUGUUUUCUGUCGGUGUGAUUUUCUUAGCUGUUGGUCUGUGAGGAUUUGGCUUUUGAGUAGGGACCAUGCAAUCAAGUUAGAUAUGUAUGGUAGAGGGUAUUAAUUUUGAGAUAAAUGAUAUGCGAUGCUACUUUGGACUCUUUCUUUCGGGUUUCGGGUUUAAAUUUGUGACAUCUCUUUUGUUUAACAAUAUCGAUUAUUUGUUAUUUGAGUUAAAUUUUAGUAGAAAUUUAAAUCUUAAUUUGAAAUAAAA